Messenger RNA from Chanos chanos (milkfish), 498 nucleotides. It is a transcript of the gene psmg4, whose product is annotated as proteasome (prosome, macropain) assembly chaperone 4. The record is from RefSeq and is a predicted model, not a curated record. Bases 80 to 469 code for a protein of 129 amino acids. Lineage: Eukaryota; Metazoa; Chordata; Actinopteri; Gonorynchiformes; Chanidae. Gene Ontology annotation, biological process: proteasome assembly. The transcript is spliced from 3 exons.
GAAGUACUGCAGUUAACUGUGCACGAAAUGAGUCUUUGUUAGAUUUAUUUGAUAGCGAACAAUUGGUAAAUUCGAGACAAUGGACAGUGUGGUAAAUGGAGAGUGCAGUACUCAAGUUCCCGUUGAUGUCAUUACUGUCCAUGACUUCUCGGAGAAGAUUUUAGAGCAGGUUGUGCACUUCCAUGUGAUGAAACUGAAUGGUGGAUUUUUCCUGUGGGUGGGCACCAGUCCAGUGCUGUCAAACUUGGCGGUCGCUAUGGACAGUAAAUUUGACUCAAUGCCCCUGUCUACGCUUGUGCUUGGAGAUCCAUCUGAUACCACCCCAAACUCUCUCGCUCAAAGACUGACAAAGAGGACAAAGAAGCAGGUGUUUGUCAGCUAUAAUCUGCCCAUGACGGACUCUAACCUCACUCUUCUUGUGGAAAACAGAAUUAAGAAAGAGAUGGAGCUUCACCCUGACAAAUUUUAAACACUUUUUUCAGUUUACUGUCCCUUUUU